GGACCACGAAGAGCCAAGAUGGCCGCCCCCAUGGCAGAAGCCGGGGAGUUUCAAAGUUGGCUAAAUGAGCGGCUAGACGCGUUGGAAGUGGACCGCGAGGUGUACGGAGCCUACAUUUUGGGCGUGCUGCAGGAAGAGGAGAGUGACGAGGAGAAAAGAGAGGCGCUUCAGGGAAUUUUAUCGGCCUUUUUGGAUGAAGAAGACACGCUGGAAGAUGUCUGCCAGCAGAUCAUCAAGCACUGGACGGAGUACUGCAACCGCCCGGCAAACAAGCGGGACGCUGGAGACGUUGAGGUCCAAGCCAUCGCCAGUAUGAUCGAAAGGCAGGCACAGAUUGUGGUCAAGCAGAAAGAAGUGUCGGAGGAGUCCAAGAAACGCAAGGAGGCCCUUCUAGCGCAGUAUGCCAAUGUUACGGACGAAGAGGAUGAAUGUGAAGAGGAGGAGUCAGCAAAUGGAAACAUCAUGCCUGGACAGGACAAGUCCAUGUUCAAGAACACCAACGUGGAGGAAGUCCUGAACAGGCAAAAGCAAAAGCGGGACCAGGCCCGCGAAGAUGCCCAGAAGAAGAAGGAAAUUGACAAAAUGCAGCGGGAGAAGGACAAACUGGCCAAACAAGAGAGGAAGGAGAAGGAGAAGAAGCGCACACAAAAGGGAGAACGCAAAAGAUAAAGGCAAGAGAAAGGACAUUGUAUGACACAGGAAAAGGGUUGGCCACACUACUCUUUGCGGUGGGUGGGGGGGACAUUUUGGUCAUUGUGUUAACGUGUGCGAGCACUGAAACAAAGUCAUUCAACUGUUGUUGAGCUCAUUCGACAUUGUGUUAUCAAAACUUUAAGUCCAGUCAUGUGCUAGCUUAAAAAGAAUUGACCGAGACUAAGAACAAAACACUUUGUUGGUUUGAAAUUGUCUUUUUGAAGUAAUAAACUUUUGGAUUGAU
Phycodurus eques (leafy seadragon) is the source of this 937-nucleotide messenger RNA. RefSeq names its product coiled-coil domain containing 43 (gene ccdc43). NCBI's taxonomy places the organism in Eukaryota, Metazoa, Chordata, Actinopteri, Syngnathiformes, Syngnathidae. The coding region runs from base 19 to 669 and encodes 216 amino acids. The transcript has 5 exons. The record is from RefSeq and is a predicted model, not a curated record.